CCCCCCGCGUCGCCGACGGCCGACGGCGAUGGACGGCGACGACCGGCGGACCCCGCUGCUGGGCGGCGAGGGCGGCAGCACCCGCCCGCCGUCGCUGCGGCGCCGCGACUCGGCGCGCUCGCUGCGGAGCACCUUCCUGUCGCGGCUGCCCGACAAGGUGCGCGGCGGCGGCGACCCCGAGCGCCCCGCCGCCGACGUCGACCUCACCCGCGCCAAAGGCCUCUCCCAAGGUGAAAAGGAGUACUAUGAGAAGCAGUUGGCUACACUGAAAAUCUUCGAGGAGGUGGAGGCGCUGUGCAUGCCCGGCGAAUUCGAGUCGGAUGCCGAGGUGCUCGAGCUCGAGGACAAGGAGCAGAAGCAGAGCGAGUCCGCCAUGAAGAUAUCAAACUACGCCAAUAUCAUCCUCUUGGUUUUCAAGGUUUAUGCCACGAUCAAGACGGGCUCCAUGGCGAUUGCUGCAUCCACGCUUGAUUCCUUGCUGGAUUUCUUGGCUGGGGGUAUCCUUUAUUUCACACAUCUUACAAUGAAGAGUGUGAACAUUUACAAGUAUCCGAUCGGGAAAUUGCGUGUUCAGCCUGUUGGGAUCAUCGUCUUCGCGGCCAUCAUGGCCACUCUAGGUUUCCAAGUCUUGAUCCAAGCUAUUGAACAACUGGUGGAGAACAAGGCGGGAGAGAAGAUGACACCGGAGCAGUUGAUAUGGUUGUACUCGAUCAUGCUUUCAGCAACUGUGGUGAAACUUGCCCUCUACAUAUACUGCAGAAGCUCAGGGAAUAGCAUUGUCCAGGCAUAUGCAAAGGACCAUUACUUCGAUGUCGUAACCAAUGUUGUUGGUUUAGUGGCUGCUGUGCUUGGAGAUAAGUUCUUCUGGUGGAUUGACCCAGUAGGGGCUGUGCUACUUGCUGUGUAUACCAUUGUGAAUUGGUCUGGAACUGUAUACGAAAAUGCAGUUACACUGGUGGGUCAGUGUGCCCCUUCAGAUAUGCUGCAGAAACUGACAUACCUCGCCAUGAAGCACGAUCCACGUGUGAGGCGGGUUGACACGGUUCGAGCUUACAGCUUUGGAGCUCUCUACUUUGUCGAGGUUGACAUCGAGCUAUCUGAGGAUAUGCGCUUGGGUGAGGCGCACUCCAUUGGUGAAUCGCUGCAGGACAAGAUCGAGAAGCUUCCAGAAGUUGAGCGUGCUUUUGUUCAUGUGGAUUUUGAGAGCACUCAUAAGCCGGAGCACAGGGUUCGGAGCAGAUUGCCCUCUACUGAGCCUUGAGCCCUUGACAGCUCCAGUUUUACUCUUGUGCAGUGUACUGAAAUUCUGGUACUGUAGUACAGUCUUCCACUGGUUUGGUUUGUCGCUGAGGCAGCAGAAGGCUUAUGGUUACACGUACACGGUGACGGUAGGUCGGUAGCUGGCUUUUGGGUAGAGGAAUCUGUAUGUCUGAGUGAAAUAAUACUGGAUUCGCCAUUUGGUGCGUUUCCUUUUUUGUUUCC
Oryza sativa Japonica Group (Japanese rice) is the source of this 1482-nucleotide messenger RNA. NCBI's taxonomy places the organism in Eukaryota, Viridiplantae, Streptophyta, Magnoliopsida, Poales, Poaceae. The record is from RefSeq and is a predicted model, not a curated record.